This is a messenger RNA of Auxenochlorella protothecoides, 13068 nucleotides long. RefSeq names its product Vacuolar protein sorting-associated protein 13A. Gene Ontology annotation, biological process: protein retention in Golgi apparatus; protein targeting to vacuole. The record is from RefSeq and is a predicted model, not a curated record. Lineage: Eukaryota; Viridiplantae; Chlorophyta; Trebouxiophyceae; Chlorellales; Chlorellaceae. Gene Ontology annotation, cellular component: extrinsic component of membrane. Bases 1 to 13068 code for a protein of 4355 amino acids. The transcript has 39 exons.
AUGUUUGAGGCUCAGAUAGCCUACUACCUCAAUAAGUACUUGGGCACCUACCUGGAGGGCAUUGACCCCGCCUCCCUCAAGAUAUCCAUAUACCAAGGCGAUGUGGUGCUCAAGAACCUGAGGCUCAAGGCAGAUGCCCUGUCAGAGCUGGAUCUUCCAGUGACAGUCGAGGCUGGCCUCCUUGGCAGCCUGACCCUCAAGGUGCCAUGGAGCGCGCUGGGUCAGGCGCCCGUGGAAGUGCGUAUGGACCGCCUGUUUUUGCUCGCAAAGCCCAGGGAUGAGGCCGACAAGGCCUCCAUCAAGACGGCUGAUGACGUGGACACAGCCUUCCAGUCCAGUAAGAGGCAGCGUGUGCAGAUGCAUGAGUCGCAGUGGCUCGCCGAGCUGGAGAGGCUCGAGAAGGCCAAGGAGAAGGCGGAAGGGGGCGGCACCGGUGGAGGGCUAUUUGGUGGUGGGCGCCUGAAGAAUGUCAUCGACACCGUCAUCGGCAACCUCCAGCUGUCCAUCACAAACAUCCAUGUGCGGUACGAGGAUGACGUGACCAACCCGGGCCACCCCUUCUCCUGCGGCAUCACCCUCGACAAGCUGGCCGCAGCCACCGUCAACGACAAGGGGGAGGAGGCCUUCGUGACCACCACCCCUCUCAGCCUGCUGAGGAAGGCUCUGGACCUGAGACGCGCGGCGCUGUACUUUGACACGGACAUAGACUUCUGGCGGCCCCACUCCCACUGGCACGAUCUGGAGCCAGUGGAGUGGGACGAGUGGUUCCUCCCUGGCGUGUCCUCCGCCAGGCAGGAGCGUGGCGGCACCGCCAGGCACCGAGAGUAUGUGCUCCAGCCCGUGGGCGGGCGCGCACUGUACACACGCGUCGGGAAGAUGCAGACCACGGCCGACGGGGACCCGCGCAUGGACUCCUCCCUGGACCUCGAGUCGGUGGCCCUCAGACUGUCACACGCGCAGUACCAGUCGUACCAGCUGCUGCUGGCGGAGGUGCAAGCAGGGCGCACGCUGAGCUGGCGCGCGACGGUGCGCUUCGCGUGCCUGCGCCGGCGCUACGUGUCGCUGUACGCCAAGCACCUGCGCACCAAGGGCGCGCGCAUGUUCGCGCGCCUGGUGGACCUGGUGGGCGACCAGGAGGAGGGCCUCGUGUACGGCUCCGCCUCCCCGCACUCCCUGCUGCAGCGCCUGCGCGUCGGCGUGGGCUCCGCCUCGGCCGAGCUGGUCGGGCGCGACGGCCGCCGCGUCCUGCGUGGAGGCCUGGACGGCAUCGCCCUGGAGCUGCGCAAGUUCCCUAAGACCCUGGCCGUGGGCCUGCGCGUCGCCGCCAUGGGCGUGGACUCGCCCGAGGGCGUGUUUGUGCGCACGGGCCGCGGGCUGUCAGCUGGGACGGGCGGCGAGGGUGCAGAGGGCGCUGGGUCGGGCGAGGCUGGCGCCGACGGUGCCGAAGCUGGUGGGGCCGUCGCCGACGAGACCCCCCCCCCUCCGGAGGAGGAGGCGCUGACGGUGACCUUUGUGCACGCGCCGCAGGACGGCAGCGCCGACGCCGAGGUGGGCGUGGUGCUGCGCCCCUCCUACGUGCACUACUCCGCACCCACGGUCGCGCGCGUGGCCGCCUUCUUCCGCGCGCCCGAGGCCCUGGACUUCUCCAACCUGCAGCUGGCGGCGGGCGGGCAGCUGGAGCGCGCGCGCAAGGCGGCGGCGGCCUACGCGGCGGCCGCCAUGCAGGCCCGCCCCCGCUUCAACCUGCGCCUGCAGCUGGACGCGCCCAAGAUCGCGGUGCCCGUGUCGGACGCCGACGGCGACGUCUGCCUGGUGCUGGACCUGGGGCAGUUUGUGGUCAGCUCCGACCGCGGCGCGCCGCGCGGGCUGUCGCCUGACCAGGCCGCGCUGUACGAGUGCGUGCGCCUGGAGGGCUCCGACGUGGCCGCGUUCUUGGUGGAAGGCCGCCACGACUGGGCGGCCGGGGGGGGGGACGGAGUCGGGGCUGGCGAGGGGGGGUCCGGCGAACAGGGGGCCGCGGGGCACACUCCCAGAUCCCCCACCGCCGCCCCUCGACCGCCGCGCAUCCCGCUGCUGGAACGGUGCGGGCUCAGCGUCGCGGCGCAGCUGUCGCGCUUCCCCGACCCGGACCGCCCCGCGGUGCGGCUGCAGCCCGCAGUGCCCAGCCUGCGCUUCCACCUCUCCCCCGGCCGCCUGCGCGCCCUGCUGCGCGGUCCCCUGCGCGUGCUGCGCUGGACGGGGCUGGGCCGCGCGACCGAGACCUGGGCGCCGGCGCGCGGUGUGGUCACCGCCCGCGGCCGCCUGCUGCUGCUGGACCCCGAGGGGGGCGGUGGCGCGGCGGGUGGGUUGGCCGCGGUGACGCUGGGCGCCGACCGCCGCGUGCUGGCGCUGGCGCCGGGCGACGCGCGGGGCGUGAGCCAUGUGGUGGCCGUGGCGCCGCAGGGCCUGGAGCCCGCGGACGUGCUGGAAAGCACGGCGGCCGUGCUGCUGCGCCUGGAGGACGGGGGCGCGGCGGAGGCCUGGUUCCGCGCGCUCUGCGCAUCGCAGCAGGCGCUGCGCGAGCUGACGGGCGCGGGCGGCGCCACGGUGCCGGCGCCGGAGUGGGACGACGCCUCCUCCACCGUGUCCGGGGAGGAUACGAUGACAGCGUCGCACGACGCAUCCGUGACAUCGAUGCCUGAGGAUGCGCCGCCGGCCGCGCAGCCGGCGCCCACCACCCUGCUCCAGGUGGACGCCGAGCUGGGCGAACUGGCGCUGUUUGUGGCCGGGCGCACGCCGCUCGUCUGGUGGCCGCCGGAGGACGAGGACCCGGUGAGCCCCAGAACGGCGGCGGCGCGCGCCAAGGCAGGCUUCCCUGCGUUUGUCCCAGACCACGUCCCCCACCUGGCCGGGGAGAGCCACAUCGUGGUGGUGCGGGCCACGGGGGGCACGCUGGGCUUCGUCUACGGCGUGCCGGGCAUGUCGGUGCACACCGUGCUGGAGGCGCUGGAGGUGGAGGACCUGCUGGUGGGGCCGCGAAGCCCACGCCAGCGCUACCUGGCCUGCAGCGGCGCGGAAGUCGGUCUGGCCCCCGACGACGACCUCUUCUUCGACGCGGCGGAGGAUGAGCUCCGUAGCGUGCGCAGCGGUGAGCUGAGCGUGCGCCGCUCGGCCUCGCUGGCCAGCGACGCCCCCGCCCGCGAGCUGGCGGAGUUCACCUUCACCAUCGCACGGCCGGGGACGGCGGGGUACGCGGGUGUGGACACGUGCCUGGACGUCACGCUGGGCACGCUGCGCUUCUACUGCAAUCGCCCCACCCUGGCGGCGCUCAUGAGCGCCGGCGCCGACUUCGCCGCCGCGGCGGCGGGGGGCGAGGAUGGGGCCGGCGGGGACCAGGAGGAGCCCGAGGCGGCGGACGCCGAGGAGUUGGGCGCGCCGUCGGGCGUGGAGCUGGCGCAGGCCGUGGACCAGUCCCUGGCCGAGAAGCUGGAGGGAAGCCCGGAGGACCCCCUGGCCACGCCCGUGGUCAGGCCGGGCGGCGCCUCAGCCUCGCCCGCGCGACGCACCGUGUUCCGCAUGCGCGUCGCGCUCUCCACGCUGGCGGUGUCGCUGAACUACGAGGGCGCCGGCGCGCGCAUGCUGUCCACUGCCGCCGUGGAAGGCUUCUGCUUUGGCCUGGACGUCGACGCGCGCGGCGUGCUGAGCCUGACCUCCCGCCUGGGCAACGCAGAGGUCCUCGACGGCACGCUGCCGGACCCGCACCCCUACCGCCGCGCCUGCGGCCUGCGCGGCGACGGCACCGCCUCGCUGGUGGACGUGGAGUUCAAGAUGUACCCGGCGGGCGCACGCGCCGACCCGCGCGUGCCCCCCGGCCUGGCCUGGGCGCACCUGACCGCGCGCCUGAGCCAGCUGCAGCUGGUCUUCCUCUACCGCCUGCUGGCGGAGCACCUGUCCUACGUCAGCGUCAUGCUGGCCAUGCGCCUGGAUCAGGCGGGGGGCGUGCCCCUGGAGGAAGGACGCGCGGUCUCGGCCGGAGGAAGCGGUGGAGCCACACCACGCGCGUCAACCCCGCGCUCCACGGGGUCCGCCUCGCGCCCGGCGACGCCGCUGCGGGGCGCCAGCAGCGGACCCGGGCGCACCGCCAGCGCCCGGACGAAGGGCGCCGCGCCGCCGCCGCUGCCCCUGGCCGAGGCGCAGCAGCCCUUUGUGCUGGUCUUGGAGGUGGAGAUGGAUGCGCCCAUCAUCGUGCUGCCCCGCCAGUCCAACAGUUUGGAUAGCCUGGAGGUGGACCUGGGGAACCUCAGCCUGAGCAGCAAGGUGGUCGAGGUGCCCGGGGAGGAAUGCGGGAAAAGGGGCGUCCAGGUGCUCCAGGAGCAGGCCGCGCUGGCCUUCUCAGGCAUGAGCUGCUGCGUGGUGCAAGCCGGGAAGCGUGGGGGCAACGUGUUCAAGAACCAGGAGCAGGCGUGGCAGCUGGGCUGGAAGCGCCCGCUGCAGCCCGAGGCGCGCGGCCCACAGCCCAAGUUCGACCUGGCACUGGACAUCCCCAUCCUGCGUGCCGUGCUGGACAACGGCGAGUACGCGCGCAUCACCUCCAUCGCCGCGGCCAACGUGGCCGAGGCCCCGGAGCCGCCCGAGGGCCUGUCAGCCGGCAUCGCGCCCACGGAGGAUGUCUCGCCCACCAACGUGCGGGUGGUGGUGAGCCUGGCCCGCGCCGAGCUGGAGCUGCACCAGCUGGUGGAGGGCGUGGGCGAACCACAGCCACUGGCCCGCUUCUCCAUCGAGGACCUGGGCAUUGCCUUCCACAACACCGAGGAGGGGAGCAUGGCGGUGUCGGUGUGCCUGCCGCGCGUGGAGGGCGUGGACUUGCGCCCCGAGGUCCCCACCUCCCACAACCGCGUCAUCACCUCGGCCAACAAGGCCUCUUUCUUGAUCAUGGAGUGGAGCGCCAGCCCCGGCAUGGCGCGGCAGAAGCUGGGUGUCACGCUGCAGAAGCCAGAGUUGGUGGUGGAGCUGUCUUUCCUGCUGGCCACCGUCGCCUUUGUACUGCCGGGCCUUGCAGUGGUGGGCAACCACCCCAUCCCUUAUGCAAGCCAGGACUUCCUGCUGGGCGGCCCUGACCCCCCCGGCCCAGCAGGGGCAGACCUCUGGCUCUCGCCCUGUGCGCGCCUGCUGGCGGACCGCCCCGGCGCCACCGAGUUUGAGUACGACGGCGGCGGGCAUGCGCUGAUCCUGCCGCCGCCGAGCUCCCUGGACGAGCCGCUGCCGCUGGUGCUGGUGGGCACCGGGUGUACGCUGCGCCUGCGCAACCUGCGCCUGCUCCACGCCGACUCGCUGGCGCUGUGCCUGCGGCUCGCCCCAGGCGCGCGCCUGCUGGCGGAGCCGCGCGACGGCGUCGAGCUGGUAGAGGGCGCGGCAGCGCACGCAGCGCUGGCGCAUGCUCUGCUGCCGGCGCCGCUGCAGGACAACCCCACCGCCGCUGCGCGGGCCAUGGGCGAGUGCCUGGCAGCGGGGGAGGAGGCGGGGACGGGAGGUGGGGAGUUCCAAGGCGAUGUGAUCCAAGGAGGGGUGGGGUUCGGCGGGGAAGGAAACACGUCCGAUGCCCCCCCCACCCCGCCGCCGUGCUUCGAGGUCAGCCUGUCAGCCGUGGGCAUCGGGCUGCAGCUGGCGCAGCUGGACGUCGCGGCACGCUCCGUGCACGUGCUCGCGGCGACCAUGGACCUGGGCGCGUCGGUGCGGCUGGAGGGCGCUGCCAAGGCUGGCCGUCUGGCCCUGCACGGGCUGCACGUGGAGAGUCGGACCCUGGACGGGGAGGGCGCGGAUGGGGAGGGCGCGAGGGACGGCGAUGCCGAGGGCGGCCAGGCGGCGGCGCCGCGGUCCGGCAGCCCCGACGGCAAGAAGCGGCGGCGCAAGAAGCGGCGCGGCAGCCUGGACGCGCCGGUGCUGGAGCCCUGCCACGUCAGCCUGGACUUUGAGCUGCGUGGCCCGGGUGCAGACCCGGGGUCGAUCGUCGGCUCCGGCACUGCCACCACCACCACGCCGCUGCCCGCCGCGGAGGUGACGCUGGCGGUGUCCGACCUGGCGCUCAACCUGGCUCCCGACCGAGUGUGGUCCUUCGUCCCCGGCGCGACGCUGCGCGCCGACGGCGGCCUGGUGGACCUGUCGGUCGCCGGCGCCAGCGGGGGCGUGUCGGUGUGGCGCCCGCGCCCCUCGCGCGCGGGCUACCUCCCCGUCGGCGACGUGGCGGUGGCCGAGGGCGCGGCGCCCAGCUUCGAGGUGCUGGCGGUCGCGGCCGGCGCGGCGCGCGAGGAGGUCCGCCGCGCCCUGGCCCCGCCCGUGGUCGACUUUGCGCGCGUGUGGACCGACAACGGGCGCGUGACCGCGGGGCGGGGCGUGUCCGUCUGGCGCCCCGUGGCGCCGCCGGGCUACGCGUCGCUGGGCGACUGCCUGGUGCGUGGCCUGGACCCGCCGCAGAGCGCCUGCGUGGUGCGGGACUCGGGGCCCGGGGAGGGGCCUGGCGCUGCGGGCGCCAGCGGCGCCAGGCAGCUGCCGCUGCUCAGCGACCCGCAGCAGCUGGAGCUGGUGUGGCAGGACACCACCAGCCGGGAGGACGUCCGCCUGACCAUCUGGCGGCCCCAGCCCCGCCUCGGCUACGUCGCCGGCGGCGUGAACGUGGUGGCGCGCAUCGGCAAGACCCGGGUCCUCCUCCGCGACGCCUUCCGCGUGCCGCUGCUGGAGCUGGAUGUGGGGGCCCUGGACGCCGGGGUCCAGGGCCCCAGCCCCACCGUGGUGCAGGCCUACGUCGGCUUCUCCCUCAGCCUGUGGAGCCACAAUGGGGCGCUGCGCGUGUGGGAGCCGGUGGUGGAGCCCUGGAACGGCAUCUUCAUCUGCGACGCCAACCUGGGCGGGCGCCCCGCGCACGGCAUCAAGCCCGGCAUGCACAUGUCCCUCAAGUCCUCCAGCGAGGCCGUGGUCACCACGCUGAGCUACGCGGCCGUGAGCUCCCUCCUCGCCGCCCACCGAGACUGGCAGCAUGUGCUGGUGGACAACACGCUGGGCAUCGAUGCCGCCAUGGAACUGGACUUUGGCAACCGCCUGGAGAUGGUGCGGCUGCCGGCCGGGCACGCCACCCGCAUCCUGCGCCCGCUGCCCAGCUAUGCGCCGCGGCGACGCGCGGCCCCUGCGCCCGAUGCGAGGCCCCUGGACCUCCUCCUCGUGGAUGUGGAGAGCCUGGAACUGGAAGGCGACGGCCUGGGCAGGCUGCGCGGCGCACGCCUGUACUGCACCGAGCGCAGCGAGCAGCUGGUGGAGGGCCCCGCCGGACCCGGCGCGCUGCGCGCGGCCUGGCAGGUGCAGCGCGAGCGCUCCGGCGGCGCGGCGGCCCGCCACGACGCAGGGCUGGAGUCGGCGGGCCAGCGCGCGCUCUCCGUGGCCUCGCAGGAGGGCAUCUGGACCGUGAUCCCGGCGGCGGGGGCCCGCGCGGGGCGCGACGACGCCGGACGCGGCAGCGCCGUGCCCGUGCGCCUGGGCGCCGAGACGCUGGCGCUGGAGUCGGGCGUGCAGGCCGGCGCGCGGCGCGAGACGCUGCGCACGCUGUGCGUCGUCCGCAACACGACGGCCCUGGCGCUGGAGGUGGCGCUGGGCGAGGCGCCGGACGCGGACGCCGGCGCUGGCAGCGCGGGCAACGGCGCCGGUGUAGUGGAAGAGGUGCUGGAGCACCAGCGCUGGCGGCCGCGCGUGGGCUGGGCGGGGUCCAAUCUGCACCCGAGGGACCCCGCGCGCUUUGAGCACGGCACCGCGCGCCGCGACGACUUCCCCCAGGUCGACCCGCCGCGCGGCUGGGAGUGGGACAGCGGCUGGCAGCUGGACCGCGGGUCCGCGGGUGAGAAGGAGGGCUGGGUCUACGCCCCGGACUUUUCCCGCGUCCGCUUCCCCGCACCCGACGCCGGCGCGUACAAGCCCUCCCCGAGCGAUACGGUGCGCGUGCGGCGCUGGGUGCGACGGCGCGUGCGUGCGGGGUCGGCGCGCCGGGGCCUGACCCCGCAGGCCUCGCUGGUGCUGGAGGCGCCCCCCGCGCCCCGCCCUCCGAGGGUGGUGGGCGUCGUGGCGUCCGGCUCCACCCUGCCCCUGCCCGUCGGCUGGGACCGGUCGGGGUCCCAGCUCCUCCUGCGCCCCGCGCCGGGGGAGUGCGGAGGCGAGGAGGAGGGGGAGGCCGGCGAGGAGGAGGGGGAGGCCGGCGAGGGAGCUGUCGCCGAGCAGAAGGCUGGAAAGCGCAACUCCCUGGCCCACAGCGCAGGCCCGCCCAGCCACGGCUGGAGCGAGGGCGCGGGCGCGGGCACACACACUGUCCUUCUGGACUGCCUGGACGAGUCGGUGACGCGGCUGGUGCGCUGCGCCCCGCUGGCCGGCCCCGAUGCCGGGGGGGGCGACACGCACGGCUCGCAAGCGGAGGCUUCGAUCUCCAGAGCCCCACCCCCAGCCUCGGCGGCGGAGGCGUCCAGCCUGUGGUUUGCGGUUACGCUUGAGAGCAGCCCGCUGGCGGAGGCCGGGGCGCGGGACUGCGAGGCUCCGCUGGACUGGCGGGCGGCGGCCGCCCCGCCGCUGACGCUGGUCAACCAGCUGCCGCUGGCGGGCAGCCUGCUGGUGUGGCAGGAGGAUCCGGCCACGGGCCAGCUGGUCAGCCGUCAGACGCUGCGCGUGCGCAGCGGGCAAUGCGCGCCGGUGCAUGGUGCCGACCUGCGCUCCGCGGUCAGCUUCUCCUUCUAUCCCGACGGCUACGAGUGGAUGGAGGCGGCGCCGGCGCUGGCCGCCGCCGGCGCGCGCCGCGCGGGGGCGCCGGGCGCCGCGCUCCCCGACCGCGUGCGCCUGGGCCGCCCCGGCGCCAGCCUGGCAGUGGAGGUGUACGUGCGCCGCGCGGUGGAGUACGGACCCUGGCUCCUGCACGCCGCGGAGGAGGUGGAUGCCAGCGAGGCGGCGGCCCGCGGCGUACCGCUUAGCCUCACCCUGGCGGCGCCGCUGUGGAUCGCCAACACCACGGGCCUGGCGAUGGAUGUGGCCGUCGUCGCCGUCGCGGCGCCGAGCAGGGGCGCGUCGGCGAGCCCCGGCGCCUCUUUUUCAUCGAGGGCCGCCAGACGCGACUCCGGCACGGCCCGCGCGCCGCCGCCGGCGCGCGGCGACCUGCGGCGGUUGGUCACCGACGGCGGGGAGGGCGGCGGCGCGGCGCGCGACCUGCCUGCCCAGCGCCACGUGGCGCCGGGCAGCCUGGAGCUGCUGUCCUACCCCGUCCCCGCCUGGUCGUCCGCCGGGGGGGGCCCAGGGAACGACAGCGUGACCGCGUCACGCAGCAGGGCCUACGGCGUGCGCCUGCGGGUGGCCGGCUCCGGCUGGACCCCGCCGCUGGCGCUGGAGGCCGGCGCCGCUGGUGCCAGUCCAGGCGGCGACGACUCCCCCCUGGACGGCCUGGAGCCGGUGCUGGUCCAGGCGCGAGUGCGUGAGUUUGGCGUGACGCACGAGGUGGUGGCGCGGCUGGAGGUGGCGCCCCACGCCGGCUCCCAGAUCCUGCGCCUGGAGCCCCACGUCGUGGUCAGCAACCGCACGCCGUUGGACGUGUCGCUGCUGCACUGCGCGGGCCUGGUGGAGCGCGUGGCUGAGCGCGGCGGCGCAGAGGUCUCGGCCGUGAUACUCCCGCGCGGCGCCUCCAGCUUCUCGGCGGCCCCCACCACGCGCUCGGGUCAGGGCGCGGCGCUGCGUGCGGGCCCGGGCCCGCGCCUGGUCAGGCCCUCCGCCGGACUGUUCGUCGGCGACGGCGGCGACAGGGGUGCAGGCGGCGUGCAGACCAGCGCCGGCCCGGACCCUCUCGCCGCCCCCGCGCCGCCGCGGCUGAUGGCGACGGGCGCGCUGGUGAGCGUGCACGCCGCGGCGCCGGCGCUGGUGUUGCCCGCGGGGGCCUGCGCGGUGCCGCUGCACCUGCCCCUGGCCUCGCGCCGGCACGAGGUGUGCCUGCGCCUGGGCGGAGGUGUGACCCGCGACGGCCCCACGCUUUGGAGCCGGCCGCUGACGCUGCGCUACCCGGCGGAGGAGACGCUGCACGUGCUGGCACCCUGCGCGGCAGCCGGCGACGGCGACGCGCGCGUGGCGUUGCUGCGCCUCAGCAUAUCGCGCCGCGCGCCGGGCGCCCUCCUGGUGGUGCUGGAGUCGGCGGGCGGCGACCCGCCCUACAGCGUCGAGAACCGGAGCCGUGUGGCGCUGCAGUACCGCCAGGCGCACGUCCCGGGCGCGCCCUUCCACGAGCUGGCCCCCUUCUCGGCCACGGGCUGGGCAUGGGAGCACACGCUGGCGGGGGCGGCGUACCGCCUGGAGCUGCAGGAGGGCGCGGGCGAGGCGCGGGCCUACGCGCUGGACGCCGGCGCGGGCGUGGCGGGCGAGGGCGGCGGCGCGGCGGCCCUGGACCCGCUCCCCCUGUCGGUGCGCCCGCGCUCCUGUGCGGUGGUGGCCUCCUACGUGGAGCAGACGGCGGCGGCGCCCGCCGGCACCGCGCGCAUCGAGGGCGACGGUCCGGGCGGCGCGCUGGGCCGCGGCGGCGUGGACCGCCAGCUGGUGGUCGCGCCCGGCGCGGCCGGCGCGCUGACGCGCUCGCCGCGCGCCGCGCUGGCCCCCCCCCCCGACCGCGACCUGGCGCUGCAGCUGGAGUACCUGGAGGUGUCCAUCACCGACGCGGUGCCGCAGGAGCUGGCGCUGGUGUCGCUGCAGCGCCUGGCGGUGAACCUGGCGGCGGGCAGCACGCCGGCCGGCACGUACCGGGCCGCCACCCUCGCCCUCGCCCGCAUCCAGGUGGACGACCAGCUCCCCGGCAGCCGCUACCCCGUGGUGCUGGCGCCGGCCAAGGGGCAGGGCGGGGACCUGCCGGCGCUGCAGGCCGCGGUGACGCAGCACACGGGCGGCGCGCGCGGGCACGCAUUCUUCCCCAUCCUGGCGGUGCGCACGCCGCUGGUCAUGCAGCUGGCGCCGGACACCGCGGCCGCAGACACCAUGCUGCGCGUGCGCCUGCUGUCCAUCUCCGACCUGGCCGCCCAGGUCAGCUUUGGCAGCAACCCUCUUGCGCGCCCGCGACAGGUUUCCGGGGGCGCCGUCUCCGUCAUCCUGGACCUGGCCAGCUUCCAGGCCGCCGCAAUCAGCCUGCACGGCUUCGAGCUGCGCGAAGAGGCCAUGCUACACAGCGCCUUCCGCGCCCACGUGGCCCAGGUGGUCCAGGGCCAGGUCUUCGGCGUGGGCGUCUCCCUCGUCCGCAACUUUGGCGUCAUCGGCGGCGCGGGCAAGGUCCUGGGCAUGCUCUCCGCGGGCGUGGCCAAGCUGUCCCAGUCCAGGAGCGACCUGGAGCAGGCCGCGGCCGCGCCCGUGCCCGAGACCAAGCCCAUAUCCAAUUUUGGCGACGGAUUUGCAGAGGGGGCGGGCGCCUUUGGGUCCAGCAUCCUCCGCGGGCUGCGCGGCGUGGUGGAGAAGCCGCGGGAGGGCGCACGCCAGCGCGGCUUCCAGGGCGCACUGUCGGGUGUGGCCAAGGGUCUCGUGGGCGCCGUGGCCGACCCCAUCUCGGGCGCGCUGGACGCCAUGUCGGCCACCGCCCAGGGCAUGGACGCCUUCAUGUCAAAGUCCAAGGCCGAGCUGCUGGAGCUGGGACGGCGGCGCCUGCCCCGCGUGAUGAGCGUGGACGGCGCGGUGACGCCCACGCUGCGGGACGGCAGCUUCCGCGAGGCGCGCAUGGAGGAGCUGGGUCAGGCCCUGCUGCAGAACACGCUGCUGGCAGCCCGCGAGAGGCUGACGCGCACGGGCACAGUGGCAGAACGAUAUGAGCAGCACUUCCUGCUGCCAGACAACCGUGUGGUGGUGCUCACCGACCGCGGCAUCCUGCUCCUCCACGCCCCCGGCUUUGACCGCCUGGGCGCCGCCGCAGACCUAGCCCAGCCGGGGCGCAAGAAGCAGCGAUUGCUGAGCUUUGGUGCCGUGGCGAGGGACGACGAUGACGGGUUCGCCUUUACCCGGAGACCUCUCGCCUGCGCGGAUCAGGAACCUGCAGCAACCCCCGUGAAAGCGGCAUUUGUUGACGGGCCGACAGUGGCUGAGAUCGCUGCCACUCAGGCAGCCAUCGACGCCGCGGUCAAUGAACAGCCCCAGGAGAAGAGAAGCGGCGGUGGAACCUUCAGCGAGGUGCAGGAGGUGUUCACCUGCAUUGUCACCACAAUGAACGCCUUUUGUGGCCGCCCCGCGCCUCCAAAUGGCUACAUUGCGGUGAGUGAUGUGCCUCCUGGCGAGGUGUCAUGGCGGGUGAGCUGGGAGGACCUGCUGGCGCUGGAGCUGAGGCUGAGCCGGGAGAGCCCCGAUGCGGAGCCCGAUCGCUUGAUCGUGCACCGUAAAGGAGUGGCAGGGCGCCAGCAGGAGGAGUCGUUGGCGCACCAGAUCAAGGGGUACCCCAACACGCCCCAGGCCUCCCAGAUCAAGAUGGUCGCCCAAGCCGUGUACAAGCGGCGGUACCUGGAACCGCUGCGCAGCAGCGCGCUGUGGUCUGCCCGGCAUGCGGCGGCCCUGGGCGCCGCGCCGCCCACCGCCAUCCCCGCCGACAUGCCGCACGCCUCGGCGCUGCCGCUGUGCCUGCCCUGCCUGGAGUUCGCGCCCGCCUGGCACACCAACCCCGCGCGCGCGCCGUGCGUGUCCUUCUGGCGGCCGCUGGCCCCCGCGGGGUACCGCCCCGCCGCCGACGUGGUCUGCGCGGGGCUGGAGCCGCCCGCCGAGCCGUUCUCCCUGCUCUGGCGCUCCAACGCGCGCCGCGCGGUGGCAGUCUGGCUCCCCGUGGCGCCGCGCGGCUACGUGGCGCUGGGCGCGGUGGUGGUGGGCGCGCCCGAGGCCCCCAGCCCCGAGGCCUACCUGUGCCUGCGAGAGGACCUGGCCGCGCCGGCGCGCUGCUCCGAGGCCCCCACCUGGAGGGUGUCGGUGUGGCGCGUCGAGGGGGGUGCGCCGCACUUUCUCGCGGUCCGCGCCUUUGCGCGCCCGCCCGACGCCUGGCUCCGGGCCUAUGCCGGCGAGGCGGGGGCCUCGCGCUGA